AUGCCUAAAUCUAGCUUUGAUUUUUCCAUCAAAUUCUUCCAUCCACCACAUCGCACUGUUCCAUUUCAUAAUGGUUUAUUGAAUACACGGACGAAGCAUACGGUAGCUCAAGAUCGUCUCGUUGUUGCUGAACGUCGUAUGCUCGAUGUUGAACGGCGAAAAUCAGUUAGUAAUCUGCAAACUUUGGCGUUUGAACAAAAGCAAUUCGAGAAAAAGCGUGCUCUACUUCAAAAACAUCAUAUGAACUCAACUUCUUUUGAACGACCGUCUACAAUGCGUCAUCGGUCAUCGAGUGAUGUCACUUUUCCUCUUAUACGCCCAUCAAGUCCUUUUACCGGAUCCUUACCAAAUCGUCUUUCGAAGCUAUCCAUAAGUCUUAAUGACAGCAAACAGAAUCUUUUAGCUCUGCCAAAAAUCACGGUCUCCGGACGACGAUUCUCUGCGUAUUCGGAUGGCGAUACAUCGGAAAAUUCUAUCUUUACCAGUGAUGUCGAUAGCGGCGGUGAAGAAGAAGAACAUGCCGAACCCAUCGCUCGCAAAACGUUGACAAUGAAGAAUGAAGAACCUCCAAGACUCCUUUUACAAGUGCGAAAACCAUUACCACCUAUCGUGUCGAUAAUUCCACCUGAAGAAGAUGUACUAUAUCUAACACACACGGAGUUUUUGCAUGUUUGA
Molecule: messenger RNA, 675 nt
Organism: Adineta ricciae
Lineage: Eukaryota; Metazoa; Rotifera; Eurotatoria; Adinetida; Adinetidae
Source: the annotation of a GenBank genome assembly